Alosa alosa (allis shad) is the source of this 4871-nucleotide messenger RNA. RefSeq names its product spermatogenesis associated serine rich 2 (gene spats2). Lineage: Eukaryota; Metazoa; Chordata; Actinopteri; Clupeiformes; Clupeidae. Bases 420 to 1934 code for a protein of 504 amino acids. Gene Ontology annotation, cellular component: cytoplasm. The transcript has 13 exons. The record is from RefSeq and is a predicted model, not a curated record.
UACGUUAUCCAGUGUUAUCCGUUAGCAUUCCCAACCAGACGUCUCUCUUGUAACAACCUAGCUUCUAGCCUGUUUGUGUUUAUCAGUACGUUAAAUGUUUUCAUAUUCGAUCACGUUAGCUGUAGAUAGAAAGUUGGUGUUAUAAAUAGCUAGCCAGAUCGUGCAUGAAGGUGUGAUUUUAAACAUCUAACGCUAACGUUAAGUGAAUAAGCCAAUGCCAGGUAGCAACGUUAACUUUCACUUGAAAUGAAAUGAAACUAUCAUUAGAUAACGUUAGUGUAACGUGCCCGUUAACGUUCGCGUUAGAUGGAUCCCAUGGUCAUUAGAUAUGACUGUGGUAAAGGCUGCAAGUUAUCGGGUUUCUGAACAAAGGUAAGAGCUGAAUCUUCACCUAGGACAAGCAACAAGUGGACUACAGCAUGGCCCGGAAAAACAUCCCUAAAGAUACGUCUGGUGUCGUUUUUGACACUCAUUCCAAAAUGGUGAUGUCCCAGGGAGGAACAUUUGAUCGGAUGAAGGAGAAGAUAAACGCUGUGCGUGCGGUGGUCCCCAACAAGAGCAACAACGAGAUUGCCCUGGUGCUGCAGCACUUUGAGAACUGCGUGGACCGCGCUGUGCACGCGUUUGUGGAAGGAAGUGCUGUGGAGAUCCUGAAGGAAUGGAAUGUCACUGGGAAAAAAAAGCCCAAAAAAAAGAAGAAGCCUAAACCCCAGGUCAAGGAGGCAGACCCCGAGCCUGAGCCCACCCCAUCUGAGUCCACCCUGCUUCCCGAGGUGCCCGACGCGCACAACGGUUUCCAUGCCAACGGUUCGCUGGCCGCUGAGGGUGAGUCUCUGGACUCCCUGAGCGAGCAGCUAGACUCUGUGUCACUGGACGCCGAGCUGGAUUCCGAGCCCGCCACGCCAGACCUGCCCGACCUCACAGCACCUGAAGCAGAGCAACAUUCUUUAAGCCCUGGACUCCAUCAACAUGGUUCCCGUAGCAACAAGUCGCGUCCCAGACCUGGUUCCAGCUCCAGCUCCUCUCACCCAAAUGACCACACAGGUGCAUCUGGUGCCAAAAAAAUUGCUUCCAAUAUCGACCGCUCGGUGAAGGACCUGCAGAGGUGCACGGCGUCUCUGACGCGCUACCGCGUACUGGUGAAGGAUGAGAUGGACACCUCCAUCAAGCGCAUGAAGCAGACGUUUGCGGAGCUUCAGAGCUGUCUAAUGGACAGAGAGGUGGCACUGUUGGGUGAGAUGGAUAAAGUGAAAGCUGAAGCCAUGGCUAUUCUGGAUGGCAGGCAGAAGCGAGCAGAAGAACUCCGACGCUUGACCGAUAAGUCAGCCUCCAUGUCUGAAGACCAGCUGAGUGAACUUCGCGCAGACAUAAAGCACUUUGUUAGCGAGCGCAAGUAUGACGAGGAUUUGGGGAAAGCUGUGAAGUUCACCUACGAACUGGAGCCCCUCAAGGCCAACAUCACGUCUUUUGGAGAUGUGUACCACCCUCAGACGGGCUAUUCCAGCCGCUCUCGCUGUAGCUCCUCCUCCUCCUCCCUGAUUGGCCCAGCAGUGUCGGCUCCGUCAGCAGCUUCUGCUAGCGCCCCCCAGACCCAGGCUCCGCCCCCCGGAGGUCGCCCCAACCAGCCGCACAGACAGGUUUACCAGGGUAACAGGCGCGGAGGUCAGCGGUUUAAUGGCUCCUACCACGACAGGAACCCUGGGCGUGGUGGCUAUCGUUACCAAGGAGAUCGGUACCAGGGUGAACGCUACCAUGGCGACCGCCAUCACGGCGACGGCACUAACUCUGCCCACAGCCGGGGCCCGGCCUACUCUUCCUCUUACAGUCGUCACGAUGGUCCAGCUCAUCCAACUCAUCCAGCUCUUCCAGCUCAUCCAGCUCAUCCAGCUCAUAACGGCCUUCCUCAGAGGCCCCCCCGAACCCACUGCCCCUGACACACGCACACCGUGCACGGUCAUAGCACAUAGCCUCCCGCCUCGCCCUCCCACCACCCCCAAGCCUGGCCAUCUUGUACACUCUCACACACACACACACACACACACACACACCAGUGGCACACAGCGUUAAAACUAGCUGAAGUCCUCAGAGCAGCUGAGCAGUACAGCCGGCGCACAUUAGAGAAGGACCAGGCCACUGGAAUGUGUCAUGACUGGCCAGUCGGGUCUCCACAGUCCCCCUCCCACCCACCCCCACCCCUCUCCCCUCUCCCCUUCACCACUCGUUGCCCUAUUUGCCCUAUUUGCCCACGCCUACAUCCCCUUGUCCAUGAAGAAUCAAACUCAAGUUUACAUGUUCUCUGCUGAGCUCCAGCGCCACCUGUGCAAGCUCCCCUGCCCUGUUUCUCUCGGGCCACUCAUGAAGGAAUGUGGACGUUCUCUCUUCCUCCUUCACUCUCUCUCCAUCCCUCCUUAUCUCCCCGUUACCCAGGCGCUUUGUGGACGUUCUCUCUUCCUCCUUCACUCUCUCUCCAUCCCUCCUUAUCUCCCCGUUACCCAGGCGCUUUCCAAAUGCCUCCUUUUUUUGUUUUAAACUUUUACAUUUUUUUGGUGUCGUUCGCACACCUAUACGUUCAUUCCAGAGACUAUUAGCAAACCAUCUAGUCUAAAUUUGUAUUUGUGUUAGUGCACUAUGUAAGGGCAUCAACAAUAUGUGUAAGCUUUAAUUUGAGAAUUUGUUUUUGUUUUUAAAAAAUCUGUUUAAUUUGUGUUCUAUAUUCCUCUUGAUUUCUGAUUUCUUGACUGUUUUAGUUAGUUUUUUGAAGUCGUUGAUCUGGUUUUCUGAUCUGGGCUGUGUAGAACUGGAGCCCAAGUUCUGCCGUUGUGGCUGGGAUGGGCUAACAGGCUGAGCUGCCAAACCCUCUUCCUGGCUCAGAUGCUCUCACACAGCUAAGAUCCCUCCUCUUCCUCCUCCUCCUCCUCCUCCUCUUCCUCCUCCUCUGCCACGUGGAUCCACAAGGGCCGCUCGUGUGUGUGUGUGUGUGUGUGUGUGUUCUCUCUUCUUACACCGUCCAGCUGUCUGUGCAGAUGUGCGUGGCUGCACAAACAAAAUCAUCUGACUUCUUACCGUGUGUGUAUAUGCGUGUUUGUCUGUGUGCCUGCAUGAAUGUAGAGAGCUAGAGAUCAGAUUGGCGUUUCUCAGAUGUGUUCACUUUCCCGCUGGUCUUCAUUGUGGAGGUGUAGCCACACCCGCACUGUGAGUCCACAUGCAUGUAGAACUGAAAGGAUCUAUUGCUGUUCCAAACUCUGGAUAUGUGCAACAUGCGUCACAGAGCAUGGAGUGAGCACUCUGUGUGUACGUAUGCAGUCCGUUCCGAGCAAGCCUCACAUCUACCCACACACAGGUUGACAUUCUUCCUCGAUAUAGCCCCCUUUGGUUCUCAGCCUCCACCUCUCCUCCACGUUUUUUCUGUGUGUGUGUGUGUGUGCAUGUUCUGAAGAGGUACUGAAGAGAAUCCUCCACAUUAAUGUACAUCUUUAAUGUCUGAACAAACUCUAGGCCAUAUACCUCAUUGUAGCCACCUUGCUGCGGCAGUUGCCCCCAACCGCUGCCCAACCUGGGGAGAGUCAAAUUCCAUGGGGGCAUUUGAGCCUCCAUCACCUCCAGCCAUGAGACAACCCCCCCAAAGGCAGUGAGUCAGUGCUAUCUCCUCAAUCGUCUGGAUCUCAGUGAAGAGAGCCUGUCACUUCAAACACUAACAUGCCGUUUACGCCUGUGCAGAAUUCACUACAUGCCGACAUGGCUUCUGAAAACAACCCUGAACCCCUAAACUGUGCUCUUCAGUUCAAAUGCUUUCAAUUCCUUUUCUUAUGGACGACCAUAGUUUUUCUUUCCCUUUAGAUUCCACCCACACCCCAGUAUUUCCUAAAAGCAGUGAGAACCAUGUUUCUCAUCCCCACUGGUGCAGGAUAGGCGUGGGCUAGUGCUAACGGUCAGCGUUAGGUGUAGGAUGGUGGAUUUGACCCGAUGAAGAAUUUGGCCCACACGUUUCUUAAAAGUAAUGAGGGCUUUCAGUGAAGUGACUUAACUGGAGCUGCUUCCCACAGGGCUCUGUGUCCAGCUGUUUGUGCAGGGCUCGUUUAGCGGUCAGUCAUAACUUGGACUCACUCAUGCCUCGGCCCACAUUUGCACUGCCAAUGUAGCCUUACACCCCACCCCAUCCUCCACAGACAUGUUCAGCAGAGCAGCCUUCUCUCACAAGGUUCGAGACUGAUUUUCAGCUUGCCUGUUUUUUUUUUUUCUCCCUCUCAAAUUCUUCAGUGUUUUUGUCUGUUUUUGUCCUGUUUUUGGACAUUUAUCCUCUUUCUGUAAAGGUGUUCACCAAAGAGACUGUUCUUUUUCAUUUGUACUGCCUUUUUGAAGCUUUUAGUUCUAGUCUUUUUAAACAGUUGUCCUCUGACCGGGGGAAAACCCGAAUGAACAACAGGUUAAUGAUAUUUACUGCUCACUGCUCUCAUCUUCUCUCGUCUCCUGAAGUGUGUACAUAUGUAACUGUACGUUUGUUUGGCUGCCCCCUGGUGGCUAAUUUAUGUAUGAAGCUGUGUCAUCAGGCCCAUUGAACUCUGGACCUUACAGAAGUAGUUUAGAUCAACUCUUUCCUCUGUUCAGAUCAUCUUUUUUUUUUUUCCUGAGACAACUGUAAACUCAAGUGCCUUCUUGUCCCCUACUUUUCACCCACCCUGUCCCAUUUCCACCAAGUAUGGACCAAAGACAUAAGCCCAUCCCCAACGCCUCUACCUGACCACACCCUUACCUGGUGCCUCCUUCACCUUCAUUGGCUCCAGAUAAUCAGCACUUGGACCCCCCCCUGUCCAUGCCACCUCUGACUGGCACACUUCUCAUUUACUAUAAAAUAAAACUUGUUAGCAAAUGCA